GCCUAGAUGACGUGGCAAAAGGUGCAUGUGGUGAUCGAUGAUGAUGAUGAUUGAGCAGCAGAGAUGGUGGAGAUUGAAACAUUUCCGCGACGCAGCUGCCUCGGACGCGACCACCGGACGUGAUUCCGGCCUUCCGCCCAUCCUUUGGAUCGACCAUUUGUCUCACAGCGAAUCACGCUAGAUGACUAGUCGAUAGCCAGAAUGUCAUCGAGCAGCGUCAAGAAACGGCCUUCCGCAGAGACGGACGAUCGGAAUCCGAAACGGGCGAAGCAUGCCGAGACAGGGGCUGGGGAUGAUGGUGCUAGUGCUAGUGCUAGUGCCGGUGCUGGUGGUGAGCCGGAUCUGCUCAAGGGCGUAGAGAAGCUCUAUUCGCAAGUGGUGAUUCAGGCGGCGUUGAUAUUCCGGUAUAUGGACUACUCGCGAAGAAUAGGACUGAAGAAUGCAAAAGUGCCCGUCCAGCUCCAGCAGCAGCUGGAACUUUCGUGGCGGGCGUACGAGAGUCUGCGCACCCAAGUCCACUGGGACGAUUCCAAAGGCGACCGCCCAAGGGCCCUUUCUUCGACUCCCCCGCUUCCCCUCCCCAGGUCGGUCACACUCGCGACCUCCAUACCCACCCCCGCCAUCCCCGCUCUCCCGCCCAAGUCUUCCUCCCCGGCCUCCGCCGCCGCCGCUUCUUCUCUGCAGGCAUCAAAGAUAUCCGCCCAGGCACCUCUCCCGAUCCCGCCCCAUCUUGGCGAUGCCGCCCGCCUCCACAACGGGCACGAAAAGGCGCAUGGACCGCAGCCGCAAACGCAUGCCCAAAUGGGCGGAUUUUCGUCCCCAAUCCCUUUGGGCGCUGCUUCCAGCCUCGCGUUUGACGGCCAGGCGUUACAAGAGGCGCCCGGUGCUCCGCCGCCCGCGUUACCGGGAACAGCUGCGUCUUCUAUCGCCAUCCCUGCAGAUGGGUCGGCGGUGGCCGCGGGUGCAGGCACAGAAACAGGAGCAGGAGCAGUCGACUUUUCGUCUCUCGGAUUCAACGAGCUGAAUCAGCUGAUCAGUGGCGACCCAACACCAUUCGGGAUUCAUCUCGAUGGCACAUCUAAUACUUCUGCCCAAAUCAACAAUCAGAGUCAGCCUCAGCAGGGACAGGGGCUGGGGCUGGGCUUGGGCUUGGGACAAGUGCAGGGGCAAGCCCAAGAAAAGGCGCAGGGACAAGAAGGAUCAGCAGAAAAGCGUGCAGAGGUCAUUGACCUUACCCUUGACGACGAGGCUACCGAUAUUUCAAAACUCCAAUCGCAAUCACAACUUGCCACCCAAACCCAAACCCAGACGCAAACCCAGACUCAAAAUCAAAAUCAAAAUCAAACUGAACCAGAACCAUCUUCCCUCGCAGACGACGUCCUCGCUUCACUCGGGUUUUCCACCGACCUCAAUCUUACGAUCAACCAGGACCAGUCUCCUUCUCUUCCGGCGUUUGCAAACUCGGAGGCUCAAAAUGCAGCAGGUGCGGGUAAAGGCGCGGGGACACUAGACUUUGGUCUGAAUACGGAACAUGAUUUCUCUGCUUUGGCCGGCUUGUUCCAGGGGGGCAGUGGUACUGGCGGGGCCGGGGUGGGAGCCGGGAUGGGGAUGGGAUUGGGACUGGGGGAAGGAGAUUCUAAUCCGGCGUCGAAUGCUGCGACAGCAGGAGCCGAGGACACUCGACCUGUUACCGACCCCGGCACGGGGACUGACACUGGUACUAAUACUAAUAACAACGCCAAACCCAACGUCAACGCCGGCGCAACGACCGGACCAGGGCAGCCAACAAAACAAGAAACCUUGGAAGAAUUAUUUGCAGCGGCAGAUGAUAUCAUCUCCACUAUGCGGCCGGAAGAUGACAUCCCCAAACCCGAAUCCGAAUCCGCACCCGGAACGACAGCGACACAAGCUGAGUCCCAAGCUAAACCACAAGUCAAGCCUCAGACCCAGUUGUCAAACAAGAACCAAAAUCAAAUCCAAAAUCAGAAUCAGAAUCGAAAUGAAAAUCUGAAUAAAAACAACAGCCAAACCCCAACAUCCGCAUCCACAUCCACGUCUGCAUCCAUCCCCAUAUCCGACCCUGCGCAAAACUUUAUGCUCGGCAACGUUGGCAACAUUGGCGGGAUGGAUAGUAUGGGUAACCUCUCGAAUAACCUAGGGGGGAUGGACAACCUCGGUGGGAUCGGGAAUAAUAUGGAUAGCCUGGGCGGUGGCGGUGGGUUGGAUAACCUCGAUCUGAAUCUCGGUUCCAUGGGAGGGAUGAGCGGGAUGGAUAACUUUGCAGGGAUGGGAGGGAUGGACAGUAACGGUUUCGGGGAUCUGGGAGGGAUCGAUAUGAAUGAUUUCAAUUUCGGUGAUGCUGGAGGAGAUGGGAAUGGUGGGGGAGCGAUUGGUACAGAAGAGUUUGAUAGGUUGAUGGCAGAGUUUGGAUAAGAAUGGAGUUUUAGAUAGGUUUCAGUUGGCGGCUUUUUUUUCUAGUAGUUUUGUCUUGGUUUUGGUCGAGCUUGUUGCUUCUUUGGUCUGUUGCUGCGAAAGUGGGGUUUCUCUUUACUAUGCCUUUACUGUAUCAUUUACUUAUCCGAUGUUAUUCCUUUUUUGUACUGCUGGUGAAAUCCCAUAACAUAUAAACACAACGAUGC
This is a messenger RNA of Cryptococcus deneoformans JEC21, 2639 nucleotides long. RefSeq lists its product as hypothetical. The record is from RefSeq and is a predicted model, not a curated record. NCBI's taxonomy places the organism in Eukaryota, Fungi, Basidiomycota, Tremellomycetes, Tremellales, Cryptococcaceae. Bases 202 to 2433 code for a protein of 743 amino acids. The transcript is spliced from 4 exons.